Cajanus cajan (pigeon pea) is the source of this 366-nucleotide messenger RNA. RefSeq lists its product as uncharacterized. Gene Ontology annotation, biological process: lipid transport. The record is from RefSeq and is a predicted model, not a curated record. Gene Ontology annotation, molecular function: lipid binding. Lineage: Eukaryota; Viridiplantae; Streptophyta; Magnoliopsida; Fabales; Fabaceae.
AUGGGAGAGAAGAAAGUUUUGAGUCUUGUGAUGUUUGUUAUGGCUUAUGGUUUGGCAGUGACAACAUUGACAGCAUCUGAAGGUAGGUCAGAAUGCAGUGGCUAUGAACCAUUAACUUUCCAAUGUGGUAGUUAUUUGAUAAGCCGAGACCCCAUGAGUACUCCAUCUGAUUAUUGUUGUGAUGGAGCAAGGGUAGGGUUUCAAUUAGCCAACACUCCUAAAGCUAUCAAAAAUCUUUGUACUUGUUUUGUGAAGCUUAUACCAUAUGUGCACUUACAGCCUCAGAAAAUCGUACAGCUUCCAAAAGCAUGCAACAUCACACUUCCCUUCGAUAUAGAGAAAUGUAUACAUGGUCAAACCAUUUAG